CCAGCAUCAGCAAUUUUCUCCAGAAUACGAAAAUUGGGCUUGCUCACUUGCUGGUCUGCUUUCACAUCAGCACGACUUGUGACCGACCACCAUUACCAUCAGCAUCUCGACACCACAGCUCGCACCCCCUCUCAAGCUCUCCGUGUCAAACUCCCCCCUCCCCCACCAUGGCCCCAACACACGACGAAGAUGCUCCCCAGAGCAGCUCCUGGACAGAUUGCUUCAAGUCCCGCACCAAGAAGCAGUGGGGGCAAAUUGGCGGCGCCUACUUCAUCCUGUACACCUUCUUUGCCUGCUGGAUGGCAAUGCACAUGGCCAUCUACGUCAGCACCACCCCAGAGACUUGCACCUUCACCAACGGUGGCAACGUCUGCAUCGGCGAGCCACGCUUCUCUCGCUUCCGCCGCUCCAACAUUCGCGGUGUCGACGAAAGCCCCAAGUUUGAAUGCGCAGAGGGAACGUGCACUGCCGCCAUGGAGCUGCGCAUGAACCGCGACUUCCGCUUCCACCAACUCGAUGGCGAUAUCCAGGUCGACUGCAUGCUCGAGUCGACUGAGCUCAACGUCUCCACCAUUUCCUACGCCUUCUCGAAUUGCCAGAUCCCCGCUGAUGACAUUGAGAAAGUUGUGACCUCCGCCACGCCAGCCGGUGCUCUUGACAUGCGCAGCUGCAACGCCAGCCAGUCCGUGAGCAUGCUCUUUGAGCAAGGCGCCAUGCUCCCCUUUGCCUACGCCUUCCAGCUUGAGGUUGACGAGGUGACAGUCAAGCAGGUACCCUUUGAGCUCAACGUGCACUGUACCGUCACCACCAACGAGCACUCUGCCAAGAUCGAUAAGGAUGACAUGACCUUUGAGCUUCAGACACCCUUCUGAGCAGCACGAGGGUUGAUGAAGAACCUCGCCUCGCUACUCGUGGCUCACAGCGACACAUUUGUGUGACUGUCAUGGUUCCGAACCAACUCCAACCCCCAUGCACACACCUUCCUUCUUCUCAACUCUUCUCAGUUUUGGUUUCUGGCCCCCUACCCUUUCCCACCUUCCAGCGACUAUCAAUCACAAACGCACACCCCAGCUACCACACGCGCUUGCUCACUCGCACCUAGUCCAACGAGAAGCAACACCACCAAUACCAUAUUAAACC
Salpingoeca rosetta is the source of this 1140-nucleotide messenger RNA. RefSeq lists its product as uncharacterized. The record is from RefSeq and is a predicted model, not a curated record. The transcript has 6 exons. The coding region runs from base 168 to 872 and encodes 234 amino acids. Lineage: Eukaryota; Choanoflagellata; Craspedida; Salpingoecidae.